Sander lucioperca (pikeperch) is the source of this 5618-nucleotide messenger RNA. RefSeq lists its product as uncharacterized. The transcript has 11 exons. Bases 285 to 2180 code for a protein of 631 amino acids. NCBI's taxonomy places the organism in Eukaryota, Metazoa, Chordata, Actinopteri, Perciformes, Percidae. The record is from RefSeq and is a predicted model, not a curated record.
CAUAGGUGUCUUUCAGGGGGCGAAGGGUGGCCGGUGAUUCCCGACACGAGUCGAGUGGCUCCGAGAGUGAGCAGAGCCCUACAUAUUCUGAACACUUUCCAAAUGUUGAGCUCGAGUCGUGAAGUGCUGCUCUUGAGGGGGGCGAGGUUGAAAGAGAGUGAGACGACGAGGGAGAAAACAGGCAACGUCCACACAGAUUUUCACCUCUGAAAGCAUCCCAACAGCUCCGCUGACUGCACCGCAGCUCUGACCAGCCUAGUAAAGACACAAAAGAAUCAGUCAGGAUGGCGACAGUCAGUGUGAUCACAUUCAGCUUUCUGCUCACCACAGCUCUUUCUGCCCCUGUGAAAGUCGAGGAGGACUCCAUGACCUUGUUCCACGGGGAGGAUUUCCACAUCAUGCUGCCCUCACUCGCGUCUGAGGUCACGUUUCGGAACAGGUCUUCUCCGCGGUUGGGUGACAUGUUCCUGAUGCGGGGCGGUAACGUGGUCAACAGUCGGGCCAAACUCAACCGCCACCUCAGCCACCUUAUUAUAGACUCUGUGGGUGAGGGAGACGAGGGCGUGUACACUAUGAAGAAUCCAGAGAAGCCAGAGGACAUCAGACGCAUUAUGCUUAUAGUCCGAGAUUGCUCCAACGAGCAGAUCAUUAAAUAUGGAGACAACUACCAUAUUCCGCUGUUAGGGGUGACUCCUCCCAUCACCCUGGAGUACAGGCCCAGCGCUGUGGAGGCCAACCAGACAUCUAGACCUGCUCUGGUGCUGCUGACCAGUACAGGGAUGUCCAGGGAUGGCUACCAGGGUCGAAUCAGCGCCAACGAGCGCCAAGUCACCCUCAGUGCUGUCACGGGUGCAGAUGAAGGUAGCUAUACUGUCAGGAAUGCCGAAGGUGAUAUCCAAAGGAAAGUGUGUCUCAACGUCAAAGAGCACCAAAACUUUGUGACCUUGCCGUACGGUAAGAGACUGAAGAUCAACCUGAUACUCAACAGCUCCUUGGUCCACCUCUACUACAGCCCGGACAGAGACCCCACACCCCAUCUGCUGCUGGACAAGGGAGAAUUUACGAGUGCCCGAACGGAGCUUGGUCUUGAGGACCGUCUCUCUAUGGAGGGUUCAUGGGUUUUUCUGGAUCAGGUCAAGCCUUCAGAUGUAGGCGAGUUCAAAAUUACUGACAUCCUGGGGUUCACUGUUUCCAGCAUCCAUCUGGGAAUACAACCCUAUAAGCUGGAGUCACUGUAUGUGGCCAUCAUUGCCCUGUUGGGCCUGCUGGUUUUCCUUCUGCUGGUUUGUCUGCUGUCCUGCCUGUUCAAAGUGAAGAAGAGAGCCAAGAGGGCUGCUGCCCUGGAGAAGAUUGGCCAGAAAUCUGACGAUGAGGGAGAGGCCUUCAGACAGGUGGUCAAGAACAUCACCAAACUCAGUGAGGAAUCCAAGCAUUCCCAGGCUGACAAUACAGAGAAAUCUCAGAGCACUGAAGUGGACAUUAAAGGUCUGGAGGUUUCCUCUAAAGAGGUUGGGGUUGGUAACCUGGACACCAGUGACUCUGGCGUUGGCUUUAACACCGCCCUCCCACUUGACACUGACACUGAUGCCCCUGAUCAAAACCUCGACUCUGUGGCUGUAAGCAUCUCUGUUGCCUCUGAAACCAAACCAAGUCCACCAUCUACUGCUGCUGCUGAGUCCAAGCCAAGCGCUCCACCAGCUAUGGAAAUAAAUUCCAUUCCAGUAGUUGAAACUAAAGCCUCCCCAGCACCGGAGACCAAGAAAACCCCUGAUCAGCCAGUGGAAGCAAAGUUGGACGUGCCCGAACCAGCAGAUGUUAAACUCAGCCCAGCCUUGAGCCCUGAGCCCAAGGCUGGUCUGAGUCCAGAUCCAAAGCCUGCACCAAGCCCAAGCCCAGAUCCUAAAUCACCUACUUCUAAAGCCACCACUCCAACACCCGAAAGUAAAAGUGCCCUGACUCCCACACCUGACCCCCCGAAACCAACCACACCAGAACCUAUUACUAACGGUACACCUGAGCAAGGCCUGGAUUCCAAACCAAGCCCAGAUCACCCUGAUAUUAUGGAAGCUCCAAAAGCAGCUCCCCCGAAAACCCCUGAAGUGGAGCUGAAAUCAAGUGGUGCCGCAAUGGAGGCCAGCAAAGACGGGACCGUGGCUGAGGAUUCAACCACCACCACCUGAGAACUGCCCCUGCAAAAAUCCAAGGGAAGCUCCACAGAUUUUCUGCAUCUACCACCACUGUAGACAAUCGAUUACCCCUUAACAAAUAAUGAAGAACCACUCAAACAGGGGCGAGGACUUUCAAUUUAACAUGUCUAAUGCCUGAACAUAGUAUUACUUUGAUAACGGUAUCUCACUCACACACUAACGCAUAACCUUUGAGACUUUCUGAUUAAGAUAAUCUUCAUAUAACAAGUUGGCUUGUUGAUUAAUUAAGCAUUUUAGUUGUAUACACACUGCAGUUUUUUUGGUAACUUCUCAGUAAAACUGUCAGACUGCAAAUUAAUUCCUUUGCAGAGUUUACGCAACUCCACAUAAGGUCUUUUCUAACAUAAUGAGGUAGCCAGAAAGGUUUACAACAUUUUACUGAGGUAGGCAAAAAGGUUUACAACAUUUCAAUAAAACAAGAAUAUUCUAGAAUUCCUUAUUUGGCCUCAACUAGCCAUCGUCUCCCUUUUAAAAUGCUUGUUCCUCUAUCAGCAUGUGGAUAAAACAGACAAAAUGCAUGCAAUAUACAGCCAACGUCAUCUCAAACCUACAAAAAUGUGUGAUGACAUUCUUUUGAUUGGACAUCCUCAAGACAGAAAUGAAAGCCCUUUUGAUCACACACUGUACAUACUGUAGCUGAAAUAUGGAUGUUAUACGCUUGUCCUCUGGCUUCAGAAACAUCUGCAAUACAUGAUCACAUAUAUAUAAAAGAUUAGUUUUGCCUAACUUCAACCACAAGAACAUACUAAUAAUACUUACCCUACUAUUUAUAGUCUCUAAAAUUGAGAUUCAGACUCCCAGUGGAUAUCUCAGAUGAUUAAAAUGCGUUUUGCAGACUGAUCCCUUAAGUCCGGAUCAACCACUUUACUGCUUUUGAUCUGAAUUUCCCUGUGGCUCUAUAAAAAUCCCAUUAUUCAUAGUUUAAUAGUAGCAACUCUAGGCCCUUAAUGGGACCACCAUGUCCCCGCUGUACAUUGGGCUUUCCAGAGGUGAAAUACUGAAUGAAAGUGUCUGGUAGGUUCAAAUAGUUUCUUUCAUUAUCCUUCCGUCCUUCCUUGUCUACUUUCAGGCUUUUCCUUUGUCUCCCCCUUCUUUCUUUCAAUCUUUCUCUCCUUUCCUUUGCUGGGCUGCAUUUUACUACAGUACACAACCUUUGGCAGAGAUUAGAAUUAAUGACUCAGUUAUUUAUUUUUUAUUCAAACUUGAUAUUUCCUCUAAAGUAUUUUGUUGUUAUUGAUAGUGACAGAGUAGUUCCUGUGUCUUCGGCCCUCCGAAAUUUGGCAAAAGCUUAAACAUUAAUGCCUAGCAUCUUUAAUGGCUCCAAAACACUCCAAUUAGGCCUUUAUCAAUUGUUCAGACAACACAAAUGAAUGUUAGUUAGAAACUCUUGUAUAGUACAAAGGAGGUGUGCAGAUACAUUUUAGUGUUACAAAAUGCAUGUCCCUACCUCAUGUUUUAACUGACCACUGGGAAACCAAUGACAGUCCAGUUUCGGUGCAUUGAAAUUUACAAAAAGCAGUUUUGAGAGAAGCACAAAAUGACAGCCAUGAAAAUGCAAUCAAAUGAUCAGUGAAUGGUAGGAACAUUGUAAGAGGUUGAUCCAUCUACGACCAACUGGCCUUUCUUGGUAGCUUUCCUGACUAAUAGAUUUUCUUACAAGUAAAUUGAUAUCAGGCGAAACAUCAGCAUUUUAAAAAGCCAUAUGAUAUGAAGAUAGGUUUAGAUGUCAGAUUUGAUACUAAGAUCAAUAAAUAUAAUAUAAAACAAAACAAAAUUAGGGGCCUCGAUGUUGAAUGGACAGACAGUGUCAGAUGGUCAGAUGUAUUACACGUGGCCAAAGACAUUCUAAUGUAAAACACUGGAUAUGCCCAUUUCUAGCCUGGAUCUGUGAAGGAACCACAAACCCAUUUUGGCAAUGUUAACAAUUGUUUUCAUACACACACAUACACACACAGACACACAAACCAGACAAAUAUUCCAGCCUUGUAAAUAUUGCAUGUGUACACCAGUUUAACCCUCUUAAGGCUGAAUGUUUCUAGUGUAUAGAAUGGUUGUUGUAUUAUACUUAAUAAUAAAGAAGAAAACUAAUUUAAAUUUAUCACAGACCUUAAAUCCAGAAUAUAAAAUAUAUACACAUACAGUACUAUAUACUAUAUAUACUAAUAUUCACUAAAGUCUUGAAGUAAUUUAAGAACCAAAUAUUGUACAAAUCCAUCAAGACUAUAUUAGAUCUUUUUAGAUCAAUUAACUGCUGUUAUUGCCAUUCCAACCUGACAAUACUCACAGCAUCUCUCACAGUAUUUACAUGUUGUAUUAAAAUGUUUAACCCACAUCACUUAAAACAUUAACUGCAGCAUGCCCACAACAUGAAAAACAGGCUUUUAUUGUCCUAAAGGAGUGAUGUUGCCAUCAUUGUGUGUUUGGGGUUUAAGUGUAUACACCUGUGACGCACAUAUGUGCGAGUGUGAAUGAUUUAUGACCGAGUAUUUGUGCGUGCUGAAUGCAUAGGCAGUUUGUUCAGGAUGACACAACUGUACUUUAUGUGUGCUUCUCCGUCUGUUGUGAGUAAGGUAUUCAUGUGCCUGCUUAAAUCGUCUUGCAACGUGAAGAAAACAAGUGCUGUGUUUAAUUCAUGAGUGUGAAAGUGUUUAAAGCCACAACAUAUUGUAAAAGAUAUUGUAACUUUAAGAUAUUUGAGUGACUCUUGUCUUUCUUUAGUGCCUAAAACGUAUAAUGGAUAGCUGGCUUGUAUUCUGUCAUUUGCCGACACUCCCUAAUGGCACCUUUUUCUUAAUAGGUAGGGUAUUCACGACAGCUGUUUGCUCACCUGACUGAACAACGUGGUGCCACUGACUGGCCUAUCAUAAUGCUAAUGUGUAGGAGAUCUGUGACAUAUUGUAUCAAAAUGAUGAAUGAAUUAUGAAAGUGAUGAUGAAAGUCUGACCUUCAGGUUUUCCACUUGAUUCUGAGUAGCAUAAUAAGUGCUGAGCCCCAACUGAAUAUUGUCAGUGAUUGUAAUGCCAAGCCACUCCAGCCAGAGUGAGUAGGGAUGUGAGAGAGGCAGACAUGUGUAGUGGGCAGGACAAGCCUGUGGUUUACACGUUACCAGCAUCUCAGAGAAGGCUCAGUCGAGUGGGAUUGGCGUUAUUACAUCAAACUGGUGCCAGAGGGACUCUGGUAUCAUACCCACCGCUGAUAACCCACUAAUAGAAACCACUACUUUUAAUACCACUGGCACUACUUGCACUAUGUGAGUUGUCUCUGCCCUGAUCUUCUCUGUUUACUUCUGCUGUUCUGGUGUGAUGUUCUCCCUUUUUGCACAACACUUCACACAGAUGUUUUGUAUAGAAAAUAUUUUUUUCUUUAUUUCAUGUCUAAAGGAAUACUAAGAAUAAACAAGUGAUUAUGACA